Molecule: messenger RNA, 929 nt
Organism: Fulmarus glacialis (Northern fulmar)
Lineage: Eukaryota; Metazoa; Chordata; Aves; Procellariiformes; Procellariidae
Product: neuroligin-2-like
Exons: 5
Biological process (GO): postsynaptic membrane assembly; presynaptic membrane assembly; synaptic vesicle endocytosis
Cellular component (GO): synapse; cell surface; postsynaptic specialization membrane
Molecular function (GO): neurexin family protein binding; signaling receptor activity
Source: RefSeq, a predicted model, not a curated record
AUGGAGAACCUUCCUGGGGACAUGGGUUGGGCGUGGGGACAUGGGGACACCACGGGCUACUGCUUUGAUGACCUGGUCCGCUUCCUGAGCACGGGGGACCAGGCGGCAAAGGGCAACUAUGGGCUCCUGGACCAGAUCCAGGCGCUGCGGUGGCUCAACGAGAACGUGGGGCACUUCGGGGGUGACCCCCAGCGCAUCACCAUCUUCGGCUCUGGCGCCGGGUCCCCGUGUCCACACAGCCUGGUGGGACUCCAUCCCCACGUCCCCCCCACCCCGGGUCCCACAGGUCUCUUCCAGAAAGCCAUCGCGCAGAGCGGGACGGCCAUCUCCAGCUGGUCGGUCAACUACCAGCCGCUGAAGUACACGCGGCUGCUGGCGGCCAAGGGGGGCUUGGACCAGGAUGUCCAACCCGCCCGCUACCACGUGGCCUUCGGGCCGGUGGUGGACGGUGACGUGGUGCCCGAUGACCCCGAGAUCCUGAUGCAACAAGGCGAGUUCCUCAACUACGACAUCCUCAUCGGCGUCAACCAGGGCGAGGGGUUGAAGUUCGUGGAGGACUCGCUGGAGAGCGAGGACGGCAUCUCCGCCUCCUACUUUGACUUCACCGUCUCCAACUUCGUGGACAACCUCUACGGUUAUCCCGAGGGGAAGGAUAUCCUACGGGAGACCAUCAAGUUCAUCCCGGCGGUGGCCACGGCCAAGCCCCACGCCGAGUACCAGUCGCCCGUCUACUUCUACCCCUUCUACCACCACUGCCAGACGGACGCGCGGCCCGAGUGGGCGGACGCGGCCCACGGGGACGAGAUCCCCUACGUCUUCGGGGUGCCCAUGGUGGGCGCCACCGACCUCUUCCCCUGCAACUUCUCCAAGAACGAUGUGAUGCUCAGCGCCGUCGUCAUGACCUACUGGACCAACUUCGCCAAGACCGG